Molecule: messenger RNA, 3298 nt
Organism: Tachysurus vachellii
Lineage: Eukaryota; Metazoa; Chordata; Actinopteri; Siluriformes; Bagridae
Exons: 2
Coding region: 57-2762 (901 amino acids)
Biological process (GO): DNA integration
Molecular function (GO): nucleic acid binding
Source: RefSeq, a predicted model, not a curated record
UAAGGUUUCUAUGGUGGGAGGGAGGAGACUUAGAGAAAGAGCCUCAAGACUAUCGUAUGGCAGUCCAUCUCUUCGGCGCUACAUCAUCUCCUGGGUGCGCAAAUUUCGGUUUAAAGUACCUGGCACAGCAGCACAAAGCCAAACACCCAUCAGCCUCAGUGUUUGUUGAAAAGAACUUCUAUGUGGACGAUGGUUUGACCAGUGUUCGUUCUGUCAAUGAAGCCAAAGAACUGAUCGUUGAUGCUCAAAUAUUGUGUAAACGUGGAGGCUUACGGCUUCAUAAAUUCAACUCAAAUGAGGAAGAUGUUCUCUGCUGCAUAGACCCAUCAGAAAGGGAUAUCACAUCUAAGCCCCUUGACUUAAACCUUGAAGCGACACCAACAGGACGUGUACUUGGAAUUCAGUGGUCAACAAAGGAUGACACUUUCAGAUUCAACAUCAACUUUAAAGAUCAGCCGUCAACUCGCCGUGGUAUCUUAUCUGUCAUUGCUUCCCUGUACGAUCCACUAGGGUUUGUUUCACCAUUUAUUCUGCGGGGAAAGUGUAUCCUGCAAGAAUUGUGUAGAAGAGGCAUAGGAUGGGAUGAUCAGCUUCCAGAUGAAUUAUGUUCACGGUGGGAGGAUUGGAAAAAUGGUCUUCAAAAGCUUAAGGAAGUUGCCAUACCAAGAUGUUAUCACCCAACUGCUUUCAAUAAAAUCAUCAGAUCGGAACUGCACCAUUUCUCCGAUGCAAGUAAUGCCGGAUAUGGAGUUUGCUCUUAUCUCCGUUUCAAAAAUGACAAGAAUGAAGUGCAUUGCAGUUUGGUGAUGGCAAAGUCCAGAGUUGCACCUACAAAAAUCACAAGUAUACCGAGAUUGGAACUUGCAGCAGCUGUCGUGUCUGCAAGAAUGAGUGUCAUGCUGAAAACAGAGCUUGACAUGAAGAUUGACCAAGAGUUCUUCUGGACAGAUUCACAGGUUGUUCUGGCAUACAUUAAUAAUGAAGCACGAAGGUUUCAUGUAUUUGUUGCUAACCGUGUGCAGCUCAUAAGAGACAUUACGGAUCUGAGUUACUGGCAUUAUGUUAAUACAACAGAAAACCCAGCUGAUCACGCCUCUAGAGGGCUCCACGCCUCUGACAUCUCUUCAUCGAAUUGGUUAUCAGGACCCAAAUUUCUGUGGGAACAAGAAGUAAGUCCAAUACCAUACACAUCUGCCAACCUGCUUGUUGGUGACCCUGAAGUUAAAUCAGUCCAAACAUUUGUGACCACAAUCAGCAACAGUACGGACAUUCUUAGUCGUUUCAGCCGAUUUUCUUCUUGGUCAAUGCUUCUAAAGGUUGUUGCAAGGAUAAAAAGGCUGGGAUCAAAACAGAAAUUCCCCAGCGAUCAUGUGACUGUCGAGGAGCGUCAGAAGGCUGCUGAAGCAGUGAUUAAGCUUGUGCAGCAGGAAGCAUUCUCCAAAGAAACAAGAAUGAUUGAGAAGGGGAACUUUCUUCCAAGUUCUAGUGCAUUAUACCACCUAGAUCCUAUUUUCGACAAAGGUCUUCUUCGCGUAGGCGGAAGACUGAGAAGGUCAUCACUCAGUCCAGAACUAAAACAUCCGGUGGUUCUCCCAAAGGAUAGUUACAUCACCAAUCUAAUUCUGUCACAUUACCACACCAAAGUUUGUCAUCAGGGUCGAAACCAAACUCAAAUGGAGCUUAGAAUGAAUGGAUUUUGGAUCAUUGGAGGCAGUAAGUCAGUUGCUAAGCUGAUACACAAGUGUGUGCAAUGCCGAAAACUUAGACGACCAACAGAAGAACAGCGAAUGGCAGAACUUCCCAAAGAACGUGUUGAAGUAUCUGCUCCCUUCACAUUCUGCGGCAUGGAUUGUUUUGGGCCAUUUGUCAUAAAGAGAACUCGCAAGGAAUACAAGAGAUACGGCCUAAUAUUUACUUGUCUAUCAUCUCGCGCAGUUCAUAUUGAGAUGAUUGAAGAUUUGUCCACAGAUGCCUUUAUUAAUGCCUUGAGGUGCUUUAUCAGUCUUAGAGGAGCAGUACGCAAACUUCAGUGUGACCAUGGUACCAACUUUGUGGGAGCCAGAAAUGAGCUCAAAGAAUCAAUGAAACAAUUUGACCCCAAAGCUCUGGAAGUGUUUCUCUCUGAUAAACAAUGUGAGUUUGUAUUUAAUGCGCCCUCUGCAUCUCACGCUGGAGGCAUCUGGGAGCGUCAAAUUCGUACAGUGCGAAAUGUACUCAAUGCCACACUUGCUCAGUGCCCAGGUAGGCUUGACGAUGCUUCACUCAAAACACUGUUCUAUGAAGCAAUGGCCAUAGUUAACAGUCGUCCACUAACGGUGGAUAGCAUUAAUGAUCCAAAUUCACUUGAACCUUUGACCCCAAACCAUUUAAUAUUGAUGAAGUCUGAUGUUGCACUUCCACCUCCAGGAAAAUUUGUCAAAGAAGACAUGUACGCUACGAAACGAUGGCGUAGAGUCCAAUACUUGGUCGAGCAGUUUUGGAGUCGUUGGAAGAAGGAGUAUCUUCUUAACAUUUCAACGCGCCAAAAGUGGCAUACUCCUCGCCGAAACCUCAGAAUAAAUGAUGUUGUAAUCAUCAAAGAAGACAUGCUCCCAAGAAGUCAGUGGCAGUUAGGCAGAGUGAUUGAAACUGUCAAGGACAGUGAUGGAUUUGUUAGGCGAGUGAAGGUACAAGUAGGAGCAAGAAAACGUGAUCAACCAUCCAAGCCCACAAUCAUUGAAAGGCCCAUCCAGAAAGUGGUGGUGCUUCUUGAAGAAGAGUGACUGUUAAUGGUUUAGGUGAUAACCUCACAUCAGACCAAGUAAUUAUUUCUAAAAUGCUUUCUAGUCAUUACAUACAUUCAUGAAACUGAAUAGAGGUCAUGUAAAGGUCCAGAAUCAUGUUCUGAUUCAUUUUCAGUUUGUUCUGUUGAUUCAUCAUUCCAUGAUUGGUGGGAGUGUAAAUGACCGCAUAUGGUUGUGUCACUUUAAAUUUUUCUUGAGGAAAUUACAUGUUUCAACGUGUUUUUUUUUUGUUAGGUUACGCAGUAGGGAGAAUAACGUAAAGGGUAAUUGGAUCAGCGGAGAGGGAGGAGCGAAGAUUUAUGUUCAUGUACAAUCCAUGUGCAUAUAUGUGUUUUCCAGUGAGCAGAGACUAAAUUUUGCUUAAUUUCAUCUUAGUUCCCUUUGGUAAAGCGGAGCGAGUUUCACGGUGCUACGCAAACUACAGUUUAAUGGCGCGCUUCGCGAGCGAAAUAAAGAAAGAAGCACCCGUCGGAAACUCUCUGUGUCUCUUUUAUGGAUACCAAUGGGCAGCUACA